Panicum virgatum (switchgrass) is the source of this 1020-nucleotide messenger RNA. RefSeq lists its product as uncharacterized. Bases 181 to 420 code for a protein of 79 amino acids. The transcript is spliced from 2 exons. The record is from RefSeq and is a predicted model, not a curated record. NCBI's taxonomy places the organism in Eukaryota, Viridiplantae, Streptophyta, Magnoliopsida, Poales, Poaceae.
ACCGCUGCUCUCUCUCACAUUACUGGCUCACUGACAUGCUGGGCCCACGGCAACGGCCCCUUUGUCCCUCUUCAACUGGCUGCCUGGCUCUCUCCGUACACUCUCCACGCACCCCCGAACUCCACUCCAGAUCCGCUCCACGAGGCCAUCAAUCAGAUCGCUGAGCAAGCGGCGCGGCGGAUGGGGGCGGUGGUGGCGGCGGUGAUCGCCAUCGCGGCGGUGGUGCUCGGCUGGAUCACCAUCGAGAUGGCCUGCAAGCCCUGCCUCGAGACCGGCCGCCGCGCCAUGGACCGCGCGCUCGACCCCAACUACGACCCCGACUCCCCCACCAACGCCACCACCACCAACGGCGCCUCCACCACCGAGCCGCUCCUCGGCGACCUCUCCGCCUCCACCGCACCACCCGCCAAGGCCAUCUGAUCGCCUCAUCCGGCGGGACCAGCCCGGCCGGACCCGCAGAACGCAGCUUACAAAUGACAUUGCAACCUAGAUUCUGAAGGAGGCUUCACCUUUCUACACCAUAUGCACACGCUCGGUUGAUUUGGGACAAAAUCAGGUUAGGCUAGCGGACAGCAAGAGGUAUAUGUACAGAUUAGUACCUGGCUGCUAUUCUUCCUCCAUUGGAACAUCAUUGCUCCCUUCAGCUGCAUCCUCAUCCAGGGUGUUGUCAUUCUCAUCUGCCGGAGUGUCCGAGUCAGUCUGCGUCUGCUCCUCAUCUUCAUCAUCCACGCUUCCAUACACCUGAGAGCUCACCACAUGACCGUGCAUGUCCUUGUGCUUCAGGUUGCCUAUCACAAAAUGUGGGCAUCAGAGGUUGGCAUAGCUUUGUAGGUUGUAGCAUACAAAAUCACAGCUCUGGAUUGAGAAGUCGUUUGUUUCCAGCUUGCAUUUUCCUGGAUAACUAGGCAAUAUUGCGAUUUGCGAAUGAGGCUGCGAGAUUUACCCAUCCAGAAUUUCUUCUCGGUCGAGCAGUUGUGUAGCAACGCCUUAACUUGGAACAGGAACUUUUCCAUGGAUCUC